Molecule: messenger RNA, 2211 nt
Organism: Arachis duranensis
Lineage: Eukaryota; Viridiplantae; Streptophyta; Magnoliopsida; Fabales; Fabaceae
Product: protein NUCLEAR FUSION DEFECTIVE 4
Exons: 1
Coding region: 219-1994 (591 amino acids)
Biological process (GO): transmembrane transport
Cellular component (GO): membrane
Molecular function (GO): transmembrane transporter activity
Source: RefSeq, a predicted model, not a curated record
CAUACUUUAGAUGUUGCACCUUUCCUUCAAACAAAUUAAAAUUACACAUAAAUACAGAUGCAAACUAUCACUCACUCUCUUUGUUCCCACCACAAAAACUAAAAGCCUAAAAGCACACACUAUAUAGUACUAUACCCUUCACAGCUUUAGUUAUUAGUACUAUACCCUUCACAAUUACAAAGAAAAAAGCACCUAAGAUCAGAGAAGAGAAAAGAAAGAUGAUGUUGUCAGGUGAAAAUGGUGGUGCAAGAAGCAAAGAUUUUGCAGUCCAAGUGUUCACAGGAAGAUGGUUCAUGGUUUUCUCAUCAUUCAUGAUCAUGUCGGUUUCAGGAGCAAGCUACAUGUUCAGCCUCUACUCCAGAGAAAUCAAAUCAUCAUUGGGAUAUGACCAAUCUACUCUGAAUCUCUUAAGCUUUUUCAAGGACUUAGGCUCCAACAUAGGCAUUCUCUCUGGCCUAAUCAAUGAAAUCACACCUCCUUAUGUUGUCUUAACAAUUGGUGGUGUCCUCAAUUUCUUUGGAUACUUCAUUGUAUGGCUUGCUGUCAGCAAAAAGAUUGCAAAGCCACAGGUUUGGACCAUGUGUUUGUACAUUUUCAUUGGAGCAAAUUCACAUUGUUCAACAAACACUGGUGCACUUGUCACAAGUGUUAAGAAUUUCCCUGGUGUUAGAGGUAUUGUUAUAGGCCUUCUAAGUGGCUACCUUGGUUUGAGUGCUGCAAUUAUCACUCAAUUGUACUAUGCUUUCUAUGGAAGUGACACAAAAUCUCUUCUUUUACUCAUGGCAUGGCUACCAACUGCUACAGCUUUUCUUUUUCUACCAUUCAUUAGGCACCAUAAGGGUAUUCAACAGAAGAAUGAUUCCAAGGCUUUCUAUAACUUCCUUUACAUGUCACUAGUCCUUGCAGUGUUCCUCAUGAUUGUAAUCAUAGUUGAAAAAUGUUUCUCUUUCACUCAGAGUGAAUAUUAUGCUACCACCACUGUGAUGCUUCUCUUGCUUGUUUUUCUUCCACUUGGUGUUGUUGUUCAGGAAGAACACAGAAUUUGGAAGGCCAAAAAACACCAACAACAAUUGAAUUGUGAAGAUCUUCCAAAUCCAAAGCCUUUGAAUAUCAUAACUACAGAGAAGCCUAAAGAAGUGACCAAGCCUGCACAACCAUCAUCAUCAGGGUCUUGUUGGAAAGACAUGUUCAAGGCACCAAACAGAGGUGAAGAUCACACAAUACUUCAAGCAAUUUUCAAUCUUGACAUGCUGAUUUUGUUCUUUGCUACUAUAUGUGGUCUAGGUGGCAACCUCACAGUUGUGAAUAACUUGAGUCAAAUUGGAACAUCAUUAGGAUAUUCCCCACAUAGCAUAACAACAUUUGUUUCCCUUAUGGCAAUUUGGAUCUACCUAGGUAAAAUUGUGCAAGGUGUGGUCUCAGAAUUUGUCAUAACAAAAUUCAAGAUCCCUAGGCCUUUCAUGUUAACAUCAAUACUUUUGUUGUCUUGUGUUGGUCACCUCUUAAUUGCAUUUAAUGUCCCAAAUGGUCUCUAUGUAGCAUCUAUUGUUAUUGGGUUCUGCUUUGGUGCAAAUUGGCCAAUACUUUUCUCAAUAAUUUCUGAACUUUUUGGACUUAAAUAUUACUCAACAUUGUAUAAUGUUGGGUCAAUAGCAAGUCCAAUUGGGUCAUAUUUGCUUAGUGUGAGGGUUGCUGGGCACUUUUAUGACAAAGAAGGUCUAAGGCAAAUGGCAGCAAUGGGACUAAAGAGAAAUCCAAAUGAAGAGUUGAAUUGCAAUGGUGCUGAAUGUUACAAGUUAGCAUUCAUUAUAAUCACUGCUGUGUGUUUAUUUGGAGCACUUGUGUCACUGAUUUUGGUGUAUAGGACUAGGGAGUUAUACAAAGGUGACUUAUAUAAGAAGUUUAGAGAAGAAGAUUCAUCUACUAUCAAUACUGCUGAAACUGAAAUGCCCAUGUCUCAAAACAAGAUUGUUGUAGAACCUGCUGCAAAUUGAGGAUGGAUCUGUGAUCUUUGGUAAGAAUAUUGAAUAAAAUGAAUUUCAGAUUGAUAGCUAUAAGCUAUUCUAGGAUAUAUAUGUUCAUGUUUCUAUAAUGUUACGAGUCUUUGAUUUCAUCUAAGCAAAUUAUUUUAUAUGAUUGGAAUGAUUGGAAGUUCUUGUAAGCUGUAAUGUUACAAGUCUAUGAUUUCAUCUAAGUAAAUUUUACAUACUA